AUGCAGUUAAAAUUCUGCCGGCUCCGGACUCACCAGUGCUGCUUCAUCCUCUUUAAUGUUGCGCUUUUCCAUGUUUUGCUCUUUGGGGCUGACCUUGUAGAGGAAUACUUCCUACGAGCCCUUCCCACUACUUACACUGACAUGAAGAUGCUCGAUGCCAGGGAGAAAGCACGAAAGUUGGACAUGUCCCCCCUGAAACCCAACAUCUCGAAAGCUUACAUCAUCAGCAGUUCAGACGCCUGUAUCCACAAAGAGGUCUUCAUCCUGGUUCUCACAUUCAGCAACCCUGAAAAUGUGUCAAGGCGCAACACAAUCCGACAAACAUGGGCUAACACAACAGACACCAGAGGUUACAGCACUGUUAACUUGUUCGUGUUAGGGAAGCCUUCUUCAGAAGCCACCCAGUUGGAGGUCAUCAAAGAAUUUCAGGAGCAUCAAGACCUUAUUGAAGGAGCUUUCCUCGAUUCACCUGAGAACCAAACAUUGAAGACCGCUACUGCAGUGGAGUGGAGUGUAACGUUCUGUCCUGGGGCAAGGUUCAUUCUCAAAACUGACGAGGAGAUGUUUGUUCACCUUGCAAAUUUGGUUGACUACUUGCUGAGCUUGAGAACUCACCUUGAGAACAUCUAUCUAGGGAGAGUGGUCCAUCAAGAGCUGCCCAACAGAGACCCUCAAAGUCCCAGCUUUGUCCCCCUGCAAAUAUAUCCAGAGAAAUACUACCCCGACUACUGCAGCGCAACAGCGUUUGUCAUUUCACAGGACGUAGCACGGAUGAUCUAUGUAACAUCUCCUGAAGUCCCUCUUUCGAUGCCUCCCGGAGUCUUUGUGGGAACCUGUACAAAAAAUGCUGGUGUGACACCUAUUCACAGCUCUCGGUUUUCUGGGAAAAAACACAUCCGAUAUAACCGGUGCUGCUACAAAUUCAUCUUCACCUCAGUGGUCUCCAGAGAUAGCCAGCUGGUCCAAGAAUGGGAAGAAGUUAGUGACGGCAAAGCCUGCACCUUACUGGAAACCUAUUAUGGGCUGGUGUCCUGCCGAGUCAUGACUUACCUGGAUGGAUUUAAAUACCUGAACGUCGAUGACCUACAGAACGAGGCUCUUCAUUUUGCUGAUUAA
Euleptes europaea (tarantolino) is the source of this 1116-nucleotide messenger RNA. It is a transcript of the gene B3GALT9, whose product is annotated as beta-1,3-galactosyltransferase 9. Gene Ontology annotation, molecular function: hexosyltransferase activity. Gene Ontology annotation, cellular component: membrane. Bases 1 to 1116 code for a protein of 371 amino acids. The transcript has 2 exons. The record is from RefSeq and is a predicted model, not a curated record. NCBI's taxonomy places the organism in Eukaryota, Metazoa, Chordata, Lepidosauria, Squamata, Sphaerodactylidae.